AUGAAGCGCAAGGCGCCGAGCAGCGGCGUGCGCGGUGGGGUGUCGCUGAGGGUCCCCAUCGACGUCAACGGCGACCGCAUCAGCGCCCUCAUAGACACGGGCGCCAGCGUCACGCUCAUGUCCAGCGACGUGUAUCGCCGGGGCCGCGACGGCCCGCUCAACUCUUCCGACGCCGUUCUCCGCACCGCUGAUCAGGGUGUGCUCAAGGUGCUCGGAACGACCGACUGCCUCUUCACCAUCGGCACGGCGCAGCUUCGUCACAGCGUCAUCGUCGUUGAUCGCCUCGCCCAUGCUGUGCUGCUGGGUGCCGACAUCCUCAGCGCCAUGCGCGCCCUCGUUGACGUUGCCGAUCGCUGCCUAAUCCUGCCAGAGGGCAACGCCGUGCAAGCGGACGUCAACGCAGUGGACACCGCUGAUGCACCCACCCAAGUCGCUGCGUCGAUGCUCUCGCGCGGCCAACAGCACCAGCUCCAGCGGCUGCUCGAGGAGUUUAAGGACGCGUUCGCCAAGCCUGGAGAGCCCUUGACCAAGGCCAUGCUCCCCAGCAUGCGCAUCGAGACAGGCGACACACCACCUGUAGCACGCCGCCCCUACCGCCUCUCUCACCACGAGAGCGAGGUGGUCGAGCGCAUCGUCAAGGACCACAUCGCUGCUGGCAUAGUGCGUCCGUCCUUCUCGCCAUGGGCGUCCCCCGUGAUCCUCAUCAAGAAGAAGACAGGCGAGUACCGGCUUGUCGUUGACUAUCGCCGCUUGAACGCCGUCAGCGUUCCCGACGCUUACCCGCUCCCGCGCCUGGACGACACCCUGGAGGCCAUGGCGGGUGCCAAGUUCUUCAGUAGCCUGGACCUGGCCUCUGCGUACCACCAAGUACCGCUGCACCCCGACGACUGCUCCAAGACCGCCUUCGUCACCAAGAACGGUGUGUUUGAAUACACCGUCGUCCCCUUCGGUCUGCGCAAUGCACCGGGCCAUUUCCAGCGCUGUAUUAACACCGUACUCGCUGACGUCGCCGGUGUGAGCAUGUACCUGGACGACAUCGUCAUCUUCUCGCCGACCUUCGACGCUCAUCUGGCCACUCUGCGCACUGUCCUCGAGCGCCUUCGUGCGGUCAACCUACAGCUGCGGCGCGACAAGUGCAGCUUCAUCCAGGACGAGCUGGAGUAUCUCGGGCACCUGGUGUCCAAGCACGGGGUCAAGCCCAACCCGGCCAAGAUCGACGCCAUCUUCAGCAUGCCGGCGCCCAAGGACGUGCGCGAGCUGCGCGCCUUUCUCGGCAUGGCUGGGUUCUACCGCCGUUUUGUCGACAAGUUCGCCGAGAUCGGGGCACCGCUGUACGCGCUACUUCGUGACGGCACUGAGUUCAAGUUUGGCGAGCCGCAGCAGGUGGCGUUCCGUCGCCUGAAGGCUGCGCUCGCCUCGUCCCCGGUGCUGGUCUACCCUGACUUCGCCCGCCCGUUCACCCUCGCCACCGACGCAUCCGGUGUGGGUCUCGGUGCUGUGCUGCAGCAGCGCCAGGACGGCGACGGCAAGCUUCGCCCCGUCGCCUUCAUCUCGCGCGUACUGAACAAGGCUGAACGCAAGUACUCAGUGACAGAGCAGGAGUGUCUUGCGCUGGUCUGGGCGGUCAAGAAGUUCCGCCCCUACCUCCAUGGCCAGCGGUUCACCGUCGUCACCGACCACCGCGCCCUGCAGUGGCUUCGCAACCUCAAGGACCCGACUGGCCGCUUGGGCCGCUGGGCGCUCGCCCUUCAGGACAUGGACUUCGACGUCGUUCACAAGCCAGGCACAGAGAACCCCGACCACCGCUGA
Messenger RNA from Salpingoeca rosetta, 1809 nucleotides. RefSeq lists its product as uncharacterized. Gene Ontology annotation, molecular function: aspartic-type endopeptidase activity. The coding region runs from base 1 to 1809 and encodes 602 amino acids. The transcript is spliced from 3 exons. The record is from RefSeq and is a predicted model, not a curated record. Gene Ontology annotation, biological process: proteolysis. Lineage: Eukaryota; Choanoflagellata; Craspedida; Salpingoecidae.